AUGGCCGACACCGACCAGGCAAUCGCGGAGGUGUACCGCAAAAUUGAACGAGAAAAGGCUCUUAUCAAUGCCGCCACGCACAUGCGACAGUCGACCAACAACGCCGCAGUCCAGGCCCGAGUCGACAGCAAUAUCCGCGAUGGGCGAAGGAACAUUACCUAUCUAGAAGAUAAACUCCAAGAAUUGCAAUUGCGCAAACAAGGCGGUCCCAACGAGGACGGUGCACCUGCACCGCCUGUCCACGGCGGAGCGGGCUAUCAGACAUCUGCUGCACGCGGCCAGCGGCCCUAUCCUGGAGGAAACGCCCCGACUCCUCCUCCCAAAGACCAACGAGGUUACUUCUCCGGCGACAGAGGAGACUAUGGAGAUCCUGGCGCUGGCGGGUAUAGUCAGGGCGGCACAGGCACGAUGCCACCACGAGCUCCCUAUGGCGACCCUAGACCUUACGAGACGCCCAUCCCUAAAGCGCGCCCGAACUUCUCAAAACUAGACUUGAUUAAAUACGAUACCCCCUACCUCGGCCCCAAGAUCCAACUCAUGCUCUCUCAACUCGAAUUCAAGCUCUCCGUAGAAAAGCAAUACAAGGCAGGCAUCGAGAAAAUGGUGCGCCUAUAUCAAGACGAAGGUGACAGGAAAAGCAGAUUGGAUGCAGAAGGUCGUCGCAUAGAAAGCAACCAAAAAGUCCAAUUGCUGAAACAGGCCUUGAAGAGGUAUAUGGAUCUGCACGUUGAUAUUGAGUCCUCAGACGGGGCAGAUGAUGACAGCCUCAAUGCCCCCAACAUGCGAAAGCCUCUUACAGGGCAUCUGGAAAUGCGCAUCCACGCCAUCAAGGACGUCGAUCACGCGGCGUCCUCGCGAUUUUCCAGAGGUCCAGAGACAUUCGUCAUCAUGAAAGUCGAGGACAACAUCCGAGCCAAAACCCGAGCGACGCGCACCGACAAGUGGACGGAGGAAAUACAUCACGUGGACAUUGACAAAGCCAACGAAAUCGAGCUGACCGUCUAUGACAAGGCUGGAGAUCGACCAACGCCAAUUGGGUUUCUCUGGAUUCGCAUUUCAGACAUUGCAGAAGAGAUGCGUCGGAAGAAGAUUGAAUCCGAGUUCCAACAGAAUGGCUGGGUAUCGGCGGACAAGAUGGCCAAUGGAGGCAGUACGGGUAAACCGCCAGGCUCCGACUUCCAACCUGCUCCUUUCAUGCCUCCAGGUGAUUCUGCCGGUGCGGGUUCAGCGGCCGGUUUCCCUCAGCAUGCACAACCCAUCAUGAUUGACUCAUGGUUCUCAUUGGAGCCAGCGGGUAGAAUACACCUCACCAUGAGUUUCCAGAAGCAGACAGGCGCUAGGCGGCCCUUUGAUAUCGGCCUCAACAGGCAAGGUGCUGUCCGUCAGAAGAAGGAAGAGGUGCACGAGAAGCAAGGGCAUAAGUUCGUCAAGCAACAGUUCUACAAUGUCAUGCGUUGCGCGCUUUGCGGCGAGUUUCUCAAAUACUCGGCUGGCAUGCAGUGCGCAGACUGCAAAUACACGUGCCACACCAAGUGUUAUCCCAAGGUGGUCACCAAAUGCAUCAGCAAGGCCAACUACGAGACGGACCCGGACGAAGAGAAAAUCAACCAUCGUAUCCCGCAUCGUUUCGACAACUUUUCCAACAUUGGCGCGAAUUGGUGUUGUCAUUGUGGCUACCUGUUGCCGCUGGGACGGCGCAAUGCAAAGAGAUGCUCCGAGUGUGGUCUCACAUGCCAUGCUCAUUGCCAGCAUCUGGUGCCGGACUUUUGCGGCAUGUCCAUGAUUGUUGCUAAUGAGAUUCUGGAGACCAUCCAGAGAACUAAGCACCACAACAAGUCCUCUUCCGUUAGUUCUGGAAUGAGCGGCAGAACGUUGCGACCCAACUCUGGCAGGCCGGGACCCGCCUCUCCUACCCAGAGUUACACCUCCGAUGCGGCGUCAUUGACACCGCAGAUAUCCAACCAAUCCUACGAUUACCAUCCCGAACAAACAAAACCCUCGCCCGCGGCCAAGAGCGCGGCACAGAACUUGAUGUACAAUCAUCCCCAACAAGCACAGUCACAACAGCCACAACGACCGAUCCCUCACCGACCAGUAUCGGCGACAGCCAUUCAAGCGGCUGCCGCCGCCACCAGUCGGCCUCCCUCGCAGCCGUACGGUCACGGCGCCUCGGAUUAUGGUCCGCAAAAAGUGGCUGUUGAUCGGUACGCCAAUGCACGGCCACCGGCCCCCGAGGCCCAGCCGCCGCACGCCUCCUAUGAUCCCCGCGCUUAUCAACAGUACGAUCGACAGCCGAUGCAACAGCAGCAGCAACAACCACCGCAAAUGCAACACCAACCACCACAACAAGCCGUGGUGCCACAGCAGAGACCGCAACAAGUCCAGCCCAGUUAUGCGCCUGCUCCGGCCAAACCAGCGCCAUCACAGCAACAACAGCAGCAGCAACAACAACAACAGCAAGUUGCUACACCGGUGUCGGGACGGGGCUCGGGGCCUCGCAUCGGCCUUGACCACUUCAACUUCCUCGCCGUGUUGGGUAAAGGUAACUUCGGGAAAGUCAUGCUUGCCGAGGCCAAAAGCUCCAAGAAGCUCUACGCAAUCAAGGUGCUGAAGAAGGAAUUCAUUAUUGAAAACGACGAAGUUGAAUCCACCAAAUCGGAGAAACGGGUGUUCCUGAUCGCCAACAAAGAAAGACAUCCGUUCCUGCUCAAUUUGCAUGCCUGCUUUCAGACCGAAACAAGAGUGUAUUUUGUCAUGGAGUACAUUUCUGGUGGCGACCUGAUGCUGCACAUCCAGCGGGGACAGUUUGGCCUUAAGCGAGCUCAGUUCUAUGCCGCCGAGGUAUGCCUGGCACUCAAGUACUUCCACGAGAACGGCGUCAUUUACCGAGAUUUGAAGCUGGACAACAUCCUGUUGACAUUGGAUGGCCACAUCAAGAUUGCCGAUUAUGGUCUGUGUAAGGAGGACAUGUGGUACGGAUCUACGACGUCGACUUUCUGCGGAACUCCCGAGUUCAUGGCGCCCGAAAUCCUCUUGGACAAGAAAUAUGGUCGUGCAGUGGAUUGGUGGGCUUUCGGAGUGCUCAUCUACCAGAUGCUUCUUCAGCAGUCACCAUUCCGCGGCGAAGACGAGGACGAGAUCUACGACGCGAUUCUGGCCGACGAACCUUUGUAUCCCAUCCAUAUGCCCCGUGACAGCGUGUCCAUUUUGCAGAAGCUUUUGACGAGAGAGCCCGAAAUGCGUCUGGGAAGUGGGCCUGGUGAUGCCCAGGAAGUCAUGAGCCAUGCCUUUUUCAAGGGUAUCAAUUGGGACGAUAUCUACCACAAGCGCGUGCCCACGCCGUUCAAACCUACCAUCAAGAACGAGAAGGAUACGAGCAACUUCGACCAGGAAUUCACGAGCGUGACUCCUGUCUUAACCCCGGUGCAGAGUGUUCUGUCACCGGCCCAUCAAGAAGAAUUCAGAGGCUUUUCGUAUUCGGCCGAUUUCAUUUAG
Messenger RNA from Exophiala dermatitidis NIH/UT8656, 3495 nucleotides. Its product is annotated as classical protein kinase C. Gene Ontology annotation, molecular function: ATP binding; diacylglycerol-dependent serine/threonine kinase activity. Gene Ontology annotation, biological process: fungal-type cell wall biogenesis; signal transduction; protein phosphorylation. The coding region runs from base 1 to 3495 and encodes 1164 amino acids. The transcript is spliced from 4 exons. The record is from RefSeq and is a predicted model, not a curated record. NCBI's taxonomy places the organism in Eukaryota, Fungi, Ascomycota, Eurotiomycetes, Chaetothyriales, Herpotrichiellaceae.